Messenger RNA from Asparagus officinalis (garden asparagus), 1336 nucleotides. Its product is annotated as probable 6-phosphogluconolactonase 4, chloroplastic. Gene Ontology annotation, biological process: pentose-phosphate shunt; carbohydrate metabolic process. The transcript has 3 exons. NCBI's taxonomy places the organism in Eukaryota, Viridiplantae, Streptophyta, Magnoliopsida, Asparagales, Asparagaceae. Gene Ontology annotation, molecular function: 6-phosphogluconolactonase activity. Bases 52 to 1026 code for a protein of 324 amino acids. The record is from RefSeq and is a predicted model, not a curated record.
CAACGGAUAUAAAAAACCUCCACCAAACCCCGAACCCAAAAACACAACCCCAUGAGUUCCACCGCCCUCUCCUUCUCCUCCCCAUCGCUACUGCGCUCCACCAAACUCCCCACCUCGAUCUCCCCUCCCAAAUUUCCCGCCAUCUCAACAACCCAUUUCAGCCGCAAUCGGAUCUUCCUCCCCCCUCUCCACCCAAACCCGACCCGAUCCCCUAGGAUCCGCUCCUCCACCUCCAUGGCCGCGGGGUCCACCACCGGCGACAUCAAGAAGGGGCUGAUGGUCUUCGAGAGCGAAGGCGAUCUCGCCACCAAGCUCGCUGAGUACACCACUGGCCUCUCUGGCCUCUCCGGUAAGUUCACCGCCGAGAGGGGUGCGUUCACCGUUGUAAUCUCCGGUGGAUCUCUCGUAAAAGCCCUCAGGAAGCUGGUGGAGGCGCCAUUUGUUGAUUUGAUUGAGUGGGGAAAGUGGCAUGUGUUUUGGGUGGAUGAGCGAGUUGUGCCGAAAGAUCAUGAUGAUAGUAACUAUAAGCUGGCAUAUGAUGGGUUUUUAUCAAAGGUUCCUAUUCCACCGGGGCAUGUUUAUGCCAUCAAUGAAGCCCUUUCUGCAGAAGGUGCUGCUGAUGACUACGAGACCUGUUUGAAACAACUUGUUAAAAGUGGGGUACUUCAGAAAUCGACAUCCACAGAAUUUCCAAAGUUCGAUCUCAUGCUAUUAGGAAUGGGCCCUGAUGGUCAUGUGGCUUCCCUUUUCCCUGGACACCCUCUUCUCAAUGAAAAAGAGCGAUGGAUUACCUUCAUUAAGGACUCCCCAAAGCCACCACCAGAGAGAAUUACUUUCACAUUUCCUGUGAUAAACUCUUCAGCAAACAUUGCACUUGUGGCCACUGGAUCAGGUAAAGCUGGUGUUGUGCAGAAAGCUCUUGGUGGCGAAAACAGUGCAUCUGAGCUUCUUCCUGUCCAAAUGAUCACACUUGAAGAUGGAGAACUUACCUGGUUUGCUGAUAGGGCAGCAGCAUCAAAGCUGUAGUAAGGCAACCUUGUGGUAGUGUGAGUUAUUUUCAUUGCACCAACGUUUCAAUAAGUUGUGUUCAUUUGGUCAGUGUUCUUGGCGAAAGCUACACCUACCGUUUUGUCAGCAGAGUUUAAACGUUUUAUGGACUUCUGCAUUGAGUAUCUUUGAUAUAAUAAUCUCCCAUUGUAUCAGCUUACGCUUUAUAAGUGACAUAUGUCUUAGAAGAUGUAAAAGGAUGCGAUUGUAAGUUGUUAUUAUUAUCGGAGGAUUACGCUACUUGUAGAUGCUUGAGGCAUUGUCGAGCUUGAAUGCGUGUUUUUGUUUC